Auanema sp. JU1783 is the source of this 954-nucleotide messenger RNA. Lineage: Eukaryota; Metazoa; Nematoda; Chromadorea; Rhabditida; Rhabditidae. The record is from the annotation of a GenBank genome assembly.
AUGAGGUUAUACCGUGGACAAAAGAUUGCACAGAUUCUGUUGAACAGAGAAGAGGAAGGUUUACGGCAUUUAAUCGCUGACAGGAUCCAUUGGUAUGCUCCAAAUGAAUCAUUAUUGUGCGAAGAAGUUUGGAAUGCUUUUCACUUAUCUUUCUUAGAUGUAGACACUCAAAACUUUUUGGACUCUUCCACUGCUACAAGUGAGUCGUAUUGUCUGCAGGCAUUUUAUUCAUUUAUGACCUUGAUCCUUUCAACUAUAUUCUCAAAGACGUCUAUUAAUGGAGUCCUAAACCGAGGAGGUAUGUUUCUCUUCUCUACUAAUCAGCUGAAUGAGUUCCUGGGAGUCACAAACGAAUGGGAUAGAGCAGGGAAAACGCUUCUAGAUCUAGGUGCUGGAGAUGGUGGUAUUACACAGAUAUAUAGUAAUCUCUUCGAGAACAUCUACGCAACGGAAAUGUCUAAGACUAUGCAAUUCCGCUUGAUGGCAAAAGGGUUCAAUAUUGAAGAUGUUCAUGAUUGGCCUUCAGGAAAAAGAAAAUAUGAUUUGAUUUCGGCUCUCAAUUUGCUUGAUAGACAUUAUAAUCCGGAAAAACUUCUGAAAGACCUACACCAGUUAGCAUUUAGAAGUAAAUGUCCAGUCUUAUUAGGAAUAGUUCUUCCUCUGAAACAAUAUGUCGAGUUUCAUCCCUCAACAAGAACUCACAAACCAGAUGUAUACUUGAAAGUUCGAGGCUACACAUUUGAAGAUCAUUUACAAUCGCUUCUGAGUGAUAUACUGCGACCAGCAGGAUUCGAGCUUAUGAAAUGGACGAAGUUACCAUAUUUAUGUGAAGGAGAUUUCAAUAAGCCGUACUAUGUCCUUUAUGAUGCCGUGCUCUUACUACGUGCAUUACCCACUCAAGAUGUAUACAGUGAUUUUUUGAAUGAUGCAGAGAUUAUACAUGAGGAGCUUUAA